CGGCAAGCAUCCUCGCGCCCCGGCCCGCGCCGCCAACGCCGCGUCUGGGGCUGCGGGCUCCGGAGGCCGUCCGACGCCACCAUGCCGGUCUCCCCGGUCAGCAGCCGCAGUCGGCCGACCCUCGGGCAGACUAUUACCUCACAGCCGAAGUCCAUUAGCUUUCCUGGUAAGGUAAAGGCAACGCAAACAAGAGGAUAUUUUGGUGCAAACCAAAGCAGAAUGGCUGUUUCAAGAACUGCGAUGAUUCUACCUGACAUGAAAUCAGCAGAAAAACUGAAUAGUCCCACCUCAAGGACAGUCACACAGGUGUUUGAUGCAAAUGGAGUUGAUGUUACUCCCCGACCCCUUUACCGUUCAGAUACACACGUUGGUACAGCAAAGCCAAGUAAACUACUGACGUCACAAGAAGGAUCACGUGGGUCCGACUAUAUAUCUUCCUAUAGCUUUUAUCAGAAUACGCUAAAUCCCAGUAUGUUAGGGCAGUUUACAAGGUCGGUUUUAGGCAGCAGCACAGUUUCUAAGUCCAGUGUAUCGACUACUGAAUCGAUAACGGAAGACCUAGAAGAGCCAUCCUACAAACGGGAAAGAUUGGCUAGUUUUACAGAUUUACGAGUUUUGAGGACAAUACCUGGGAAAAUUUUAAAAGAAGACCUGGAGAAGACUAUAGAGAUAAUACUCACAGAGACAGAAACACUGAGACUUUUUGACCUACCAACAGUCAUGCUCUCUGUGGAAUCUGAGGAAGCUGAGAAAGUAAGCCAGAGAAACAAGAAUUAUGAGAUCCUUUGUAGAAAUAGAUUAGGCAAUGACUUAUAUGUUGAAAGGAUGAUGCAGACUAUUAACGGAGCACCAAAGAAUAAAGAUGUUCAAUGUGACAGAAUCAUAAAGGAAGACAAAGGCAUAAUGUCCACCGCUUGGGAUUUGUAUGACUCUUUGAAUGCCUUGGAGCUCUCCUCUCUACCCGCGAAAUGGCCUGCAGCUGAUUCACGUAGUAGAACAAACGUGGCUGCUAAACCUCGGGAGCAAAGAGCGCCAGGGAGCACUACCGAAAAAAAUAGUGAGGCUAGUUCACUAAUGGACAUAGAAAACGUGAUUCUAGCUAGAAUUCAUGACGAUGAAGAAGACCGCUCAGAGGCAAUCCUGAAAUCUGACAAGUUUCACCAGGACCUAUUUUUUAUGGAACGAGUUCUAAUGGAAAAUAUAUUUCAGCCCAAACUGGCAGCUUAUCGUCAGCUUCCUGUUUUAAAAGAACCAGAACCUGAAGAGCCUAAAGAAUUUUUACAAGGUAAAAAAGUUGAAGAGGUAGAGGAAGAGGUUAAGAAGGAAGAGGAAGAAGAAAUAGAAAUAAGUGCAGAACAGUCAACAAUACCAGCCAAUUUGGAACGACUUUGGUCCUUCUCCUGUGACUUAACCAAAGGCCUUAAUGUGAGCAGCCUUGCCUGGAAUAAAAUAAAUUCGGACCUUUUGGUUGUUGGCUAUGGGCACUUUGGAUUUAAAGAGCAAAAAAGAGGAUUGGCUUGCUGCUGGUCAAUAAAGAAUCCUACGUGGCCAGAACGUAUUUAUCAGAGUCCAUAUGGAGUCACUGCUGUGGAUUUUUCAAUUGGAUCACCCAACCUUUUAGCAGUUGGCUAUCACAAUGGCACCAUUGCAAUUUAUAACGUGCAGAGCAACAGCAACGUUCCAGUUCUGGAUAGCAGUGAAUCCCCUCAGAAGCAUUUGGGACCUGUAUGGCAGCUACAGUGGAUAGAGCAAGAUCGAGGCACAACAGGUGACGAUAAAAGAGAAAUACUAGUUUCUAUAUCAGCGGAUGGAAGAAUCUCCAAAUGGGUUAUACGGAAAGGACUGGACUGUCAUGAUUUGAUGCGUUUGAAGCGAACUGCUGCCAGCAGCAACAAAAAAGGAGGGGAAAAAGAAAAGAAAGGUGAAGCUUUGAUAUCUCGACAGGCUCCUGGAAUGUGCUUUGCUUUUCACCCCAAGGACACAAAUAUUUAUUUGGCUGGCACUGAAGAAGGUCAUAUUCACAAAUGUUCUUGUUCGUAUAACGAACAAUACCUGGAUACCUACAGAGGACAUAAGGGUCCAGUGUAUAGAAUAGCAUGGAACCCGUUUUGUCAUGACGUGUUCUUAAGCUGCUCUGCAGACUGGGGUGUUGCUAUAUGGCAACAGGAGACUCUCAAGCCAUUUUUGAGUUUUUAUCCAACUACUUAUGUUGUUUAUGAUGUUGCCUGGUCUCCGAAAUCAUCCUAUAUAUUUGCAGCUGCAAACGAGAGCAGAGUGGAGAUUUGGGACCUCUACAUCAGCACUUUGGACCCUCUGAUUGUGAAUGUUGCUAAUCCUGGAAUCAAGUUCACAACUGUUCUAUUUGCCAAACAAACAGAUUGCCUUCUAGUGGGAGACAGUGAUGGACAGGUUGCUGUGUAUGAACUAAGAAAUAUGCCUACUGCUUUGGAUUCUGGUCGGGGAGACAUAAUAGAUACUUUGCUUGGACCCAAGUCACACCAACCAGGAUAAUUCAUCAUUACCCAUAUCUUUUGUUGUUGUUGUUUAAAGAAAAAGGAACAGUGUUUAACAUUCAUAGUCCAAUUUGCAGUAAGCUGGGGUUUUUAUUUUAGAAAACAAUAUUUGAUAUAUAACUUCCAUUUAAAUUUAAUAUAAAGUUAAUAAACUUUUACUUCAGAGAUACGUGAUUAGUCUGUGAUCUAAUCUAAUUGUAAGAGCUGUGUUGGGAUUUUCUUAGAAUAGAGUAGGAAUAUCUUUUCCUACUCUGUUUCUUAAAAGUCAUGUUCCAACAACAUAUAAGUACAUAUAUAUGUACUUACAAAAUGUCCAAAUAGGUUAGAAAAUAAUUAUUCCUUUAGAAGCAAAGCUUUGAAAUUAUUAGAUUUACUUAAGCCAAAAUCAUUAUUAAAACAAACUUUCAUAGGCUUUUAAAUCUUCUGCCUUCCAAGCUCUGUUUUCUAGGGCUUAUAAAUCAAACAGGUGUUAGUAUUACGAGAAUGUGGGGUUCUCAUACCCAACUUGGAAUCAGAAGUUUAUCCUCUGAGUUCUGAGAGCUGAAGCUGUGGACCUUUGUUAGACUAUUCGAUAAGCACAAGACAUGACAGCAGUGUCAGAAUCGCACUCUUUGACCAGCAGGGACCAGACCCCCAAUUCAGUGAGAAUUAGGUGGGGACACAUCAGGCACCCUUCUCUGCGGCACAGAAUCUGCUCUGGGUUUUAAGCCCAGACUUAAGGGGGCCCAAAGAGAAAACAGAAAGUCCCUGAUCUAUAGUUCGCCUCAGGAUGUUAUUUUAUGGAGGGUUCUAGAGCCGGCUUGUGGAAAUAGGAGGAGAGAGGGGCAGCAGCUCCGCCAGUUCAGUCUGUUCAGUGCUGUUUGUUUGAACAAAUCCCGGACUUUGUUAACUGAGGCCAGAGCACAGUGUGCCCUGUUGUAUAAAGCGUUCUAAGUGGAGAGGAGAGGAUAAGGCAUUUAAAACCCACUGAACUCUCUGAAAAUAAAAUACAUAUAGUGAAAACUGGGAAUGGAAUCAGUGUAACAGUGGGAACUUCCUUUACGAGUAUCCAUUUCUUCACAAUCUCCAUUUCUUUGGAACCAUCCUUUAAACAAAGGCAAGGCAGUUUUUAGCUGGACUGAGAGCUUGGUCAGGUUAUCAGGUUAUACAGGAUCAUAAAUUUCCUCCUGGUAUGAGUCAUUGUGAUUCUUCUCCUUGUCUUUCUGAAAGGUUGGACUUUCUAUAACACUGUGUAACAAAAUAAAAGCUUGAUUUAAUUGAAA
Molecule: messenger RNA, 3775 nt
Organism: Equus caballus (horse)
Lineage: Eukaryota; Metazoa; Chordata; Mammalia; Perissodactyla; Equidae
Gene: DNAI4
Product: dynein axonemal intermediate chain 4
Biological process (GO): cilium movement
Cellular component (GO): axonemal dynein complex
Molecular function (GO): dynein light chain binding; dynein heavy chain binding
Source: RefSeq, a predicted model, not a curated record